CUGUGACACCGUGUGUAUCUCCAUUCCGUGUCAUCCCCUCCUCCCUGCCUCUCACACACUCGCUCUGUGUUGUCACCGCUGCCACCCCCACUCUCCAGCAGCGGCGGCAGCAGCUCCGUGCCCCGGGACCUCAUUCCGUGCCAGGAAUCCUUUUAUGGACUUUUUGGAAGGUAUCAUUAGUGUCAGCUUGAAGACUUUCCCAGAACACACGGACACAGCCCUGGAUCUGAGUGAAGUGGUUCUUGGGGCGACCGGCUAACCAGUCAGGGGAUGCAACAUGACCUCCGCUGUGGUGGAUGGUGGCGGAGCGGUGGAGAGCUAUGUCAGCAAUGGAGUGGAAAACCCAGAACAGGGAGAGGUUCAGGAAACUGAAUACCCUGCUGUCAUUGUGGAGCCAGUUCCCUGUGCCAUACUGGAAGAAGGGUACGCUGCUCAGGUUUUGGUGUACGAUGAUGAGACCUUCAUGAUGCAAGAUGUGGCAGAAGAACAGGAGGUAGAGACUGAAACAGUGGAAAUAGUUGAAGCGUCUGUACACAGCAGCAAUGUUCACUGCACGGACAAGACCAUUGAGGCAGCAGAGGCGCUGCUACACAUGGAGUCUCCCACCAUCCUUCGGGAUUCCAGGAGUCCAGUGGAAGUGUAUGUACCAUCAUGUGUGUCCACCCCAGAGUUUAUCCACGCUGCCAUGAGGCCCGACGUGAUCACAGAGACGGUGGUUGAAGUGUCUACCGAGGACUCUGAGCCCAUGGACUCCUCUCCCAUCCCAAUUUCUCUCGAGCUGGGAGAGCCUAUGAAAAAGAAAAAAGCUGGUCGUAAACCAAAGAUGCAGCAGCCCACAUUUGCCAACGGUUCACCAGAUUUGGGAAUAAAGAAAAAACCUCGGGAAGGAAAAGGAAAUACAACUUACCUAUGGGAGUUCCUCUUAGACUUGCUUCAGGAUAAGAAUACAUGCCCCCGAUACAUCAAGUGGACACAAAGGGAGAAGGGCAUCUUCAAGCUGGUGGAUUCUAAAGCAGUUUCCAAACUUUGGGGGAAACACAAGAACAAGCCAGACAUGAACUAUGAGACUAUGGGAAGAGCUUUAAGAUAUUACUAUCAAAGAGGAAUUCUAGCAAAAGUGGAGGGUCAGAGGCUGGUGUACCAGUUCAAAGAGAUGCCCAAGAACAUUGUGGUCAUAGAAGAUGACAAAGCCGAGCCCUACACAGAAGAGAUGGUAUCUCCAAUUGAUGACAAGUCUCUGGAGCGAGUUUCUAUUCCUACAGAGGGUAUACUUAAAAUGGCCAUGCCAGCUCGGAUAGAGAAAAGUCCUACGCAGCAAACCUCACCCAGAAGGCCUAGACUAGUAAGCUUGGCUUCUCCUGUCUGUGAGGCACCUCCUCACUCGCCCACCAGCACCACACCAAACCCAGCACAGAGGACUGUUCGUGUUGCAAUGCAAGUGCCUGUUGUGAUGACUUCCCUGGGCCAGAAGAUUUCCACUUUAGCCGUCCAGUCUAUGAACGCAGGGUCCCAAUUGUUAGCAGCCAAUACCAGCCCCACAAAUGCAUCCGCUCCAAAGGUUGUAAUCCAGACCAUACCAACUAUGAUGCCAGCUUCCUCAGAAAGUGACAAAUUUACAAUGCAACCUGCCAAAAUAAUAACCAUCCCAACCUCUCAGCUCACCCAGUGUCAGCUGCAGACGAAGCCCAACUUUACUGGUGCUGGGGGCUUGAAUCUGUUGGGCACUCCACUGACUGUGAGAGCACUUACUCCUGUCUCAAUCGCCCAUGGAACCCCUGUUAUGAGACUAGCUAUGCCUGCACAACAGGCUCGGUGCCAGACGCCACCCCGGGUCAUAAGCACCCUCAUUAAAGGACCUGACAUGAAAUCGGACAUAAUGGUGAGCAGGCAGGAUGGAGAAAUGAAAACAUUUCAGCUGGUGAAAGAGGACAACCCAGCAGAUGGGGGCAAAACAGUAACUCAUGUUGUGGUUGUCAGUGCCCCCGCUGGAAUUACCUUGCCAAUGACUGUCAAACAAGAAGGGACGGUGGUCUGUGAAAAGUGAGAAACAUUCCACCAGCGUGCCGUGAGGUUUAGGUCAAACUGACAGUAAGUGGAGUCCAGACCAUAAACUUAUUCUGCGGAAGAAAGGGAGGCGAUUCCAGUCCAACGAGACUUUAAAGCAGAGACCAUGUGUAUAUGUGGAGCGCAAAGGCAAAAAAGACAUUUUCCUGGAAAAGAGUUUGGUUCACAUGCUGAAGGGAAUAUUGCCUCUGCGAUCACCAAUAAAAGUGACUGCAAUUGGGGGGAAAAAAAGAAAAUUAAAACUGAAAGGGACCAAAGUGUUCAUUCAUACAUACACACAUAGAUCUGUUUUUAGGUUACACUAAAUUAGGUGGAACACUAAAAUAACUUUUCAGAGUGGCUGUUUGUUCUCCGAAGUCCAAAAGCAGAGAUUAGGUCAAAAGUGGAAUUGUAAAUGAUCAUGUUUUUUAUUUCUUUAUAUAUAUACAGUAUAUAUGAGUUUUUUUUGUUUUUGUUUUUUAAUACCAGCAGUUUAUACCACUGUGUACAAAUAGCCCUCAUUUAACCGGUGCUAUGUGACAACUCUGCUGAACGAGUACGUGGGGCGCGUAGGAGACUCCCUUUAAGUUUUUUUUUUUUUUUUUUUUUUUUUUUUUUUUUUUUGAAGCGCGACGUGCAGAUGAGAUUUGGGUUGUUAGGAAGCAGAUUUCAUACGGAAGCCUUAGACCGAUUUCAAUUGUAUUUUUUUCCCUUGGAAUAAGCUAACAGCUUGUUUGUAUAAAGCAAUCUUUUUAUAUAUAUAUAAAUAUAUUAUAGAAAAUAUGGCGGGAAAAAAAAAAAAAACCUUGUACCUAGCACAGUAUUGGCAUAGAAUUACUUGUAACAUAUUUUAUACGGUAGAUUAAAGUCUUGAGUUUUUUUUAAUACCUUUAAAUGGCUGGAAAUGUCUAAAAAGCAUACCGAGCUGCCAGCUUAUCGUUCAGAGAAGGGUUAAACUGGGGGCACAGCGGGCAAAUUGGCCAAGUACUGCCACUUGCUUUUGUCACACGGCAUCCAUGCAUACAUUUCAAUUCCUGCUAUCCAUUUGAAAGGUCACUGCACGCAUGAGCCCUUUUUUUGGAGUGCAAGCAUUUUGAAGCCUGCUAUUUUUUUAGUUAAAGUUCUGGCUGGGCGGUCUAGGGGGGAGGGUUGGGGAUAAAGUACCAGUGUUCAGAAUGAACUACAAUAGUUUGUAUAUUCAACAUUUGAAGUAUAUUCUAUUUUGUUGUACUCUUGUUUCAAAGUGUAUUCAAGUAGAUUUUACUGCAAUAUAGAAAAUGAAUUU
Bufo bufo (common toad) is the source of this 3328-nucleotide messenger RNA. It is a transcript of the gene ELF2, whose product is annotated as E74 like ETS transcription factor 2. Lineage: Eukaryota; Metazoa; Chordata; Amphibia; Anura; Bufonidae. Gene Ontology annotation, molecular function: sequence-specific DNA binding; DNA-binding transcription factor activity, RNA polymerase II-specific. Gene Ontology annotation, cellular component: nucleus. The transcript is spliced from 10 exons. The record is from RefSeq and is a predicted model, not a curated record. Gene Ontology annotation, biological process: cell differentiation; regulation of transcription by RNA polymerase II. Bases 278 to 2044 code for a protein of 588 amino acids.